AUGGCGCUUUCAGCAGGUCCGGGGAUGCUGGUUCCUACAGCUUCAGCGCCAGUAGCGUCGCCAGCAGCACCCCAGCCAAUUCCGGCUCCAGACAACUUCCUUCUUCUUUUUCUUGCUAACCCCGAUCUGCAACUGCUCCCAGAGAACAAUUGCGCGCAAUCCCUUCAAUACUCGUCUGAUACCAGCAACUACUCUAACGCCGGUUCGCCUCCCCGCCAAGUGCCAAUCGAUCUUCCAGAUCCAAUCCUCGAGGGUGACGAGACGGAAAGCGAGGGUCCCAUUGAGCCAGUUACACCUACCAGCGGCCGCCAAUCGCAAGAUUUUACCUCGCUGAGGAAUGCGCAUGACCAGGAUCAGGACGACCGCAGCAGUUUCAACACACAGUCAGACCAAGCUUUGCAUCAGCAGCACCCUGCCGGCGCUGUCACAUCUGCAGGCAAGGCCGCUAUCCUCUCUUCGUCUUCGCGCAAAACAGCACCAACCUCCAGACCAACCUCCAGGCCGACCUCCAGCAGCCUCCUCGCCCCUACAUCCGUACCGCCUGUCUCAGUUUCAAAGCCAGAUCUGACCCCCACGUCGAGCCGACCUUCUUUUCAAGAACUCCCCCCACCAGCGCAACGCUCGGGUCGACUUUCAACUACCAGUAUCAGAAGCACAAUGACGAAUUUCUUUCGCCGCCCCGGCGCGCAAGACGCCCCGGUCUUUGAAUUUGGAUCGCCUACGCCCUCGGAGUCUUCCUAUCUGCAACGACCCCCUACAGGCAGCGCUCGCCCAACUACUCGCUCAAGUCGCUUCUCAUUUACAAGACCGUCUAACACGACUACUCGGUCUAAUUCGCCUCCAUCUCCCGGGGCACCACCUCUCGAAAUGGUGCAGGCGGAUAAAGUGUCUCUUGAUGAGGCCGACCUCAAGAAGAAGAAUCGUGCAUCAACCGGACUUAGCCUGCGGGGGCGAGCCGUCAACUUUGUCGGCACAACCGUCGGCCGUACUACUGGGCGCCCUCCUAACAAAGCGUCGCGCCGAGCCAACAGUUUUGACGCUGGAAACCGUGGGCCGGUUCCUCAUCCGCACGCCAAGAUCAAUGCCGGAGACCAGACGUAUCCUCCCGAGAGACAGCCCUGGGCGAUGCCCCCCGAUGCCGGAACUGGCGCCAAGGCACGUCGCAUGAGUUUGAGCCUACCCGACGAUUUCAAUGUGGAUGUCGCGGUACUGCAGGAUGAGUUCGAGUACCAGAGCAAGCUUUUGGGCCGGCAUGGUAAGCAUCUUGGAAAGGGCGCCGCUUCCAAAGUCUCUCUCAUGGUGCGCAAGGGCUUCCCCACCGAAAUGUAUGCCGUCAAGGAGUUCCGAGGCAAGUCAGGCCGGGAGAGCAAGGAGGACUACGACAAGAAGAUCAAGUCGGAAUUCAGCAUCGGAAAAAGCCUGCACCAUCCCAACAUUGUCGAGACUAUCCGACUCUGCUCAGAUCACGGACGCUGGAACCACGUCAUGGAAUACUGCUCCGAGGGUGACCUGUUUAGCCUUGUGCAGAAGGGCCACCUGAAGGGUGAGGCUAAGCUUAAGGACCGCCUAUGCCUUUUCAAGCAGCUCAUCCAGGGCGUCAACUAUCUCCAUGCCAACGGCAUCGCCCAUCGUGACAUCAAGCUCGAGAACCUGCUCAUCACAAAGGACAGCAAGCUGAAAAUUACCGAUUUUGGCGUUUCUGAGGUCUUUUGCGGCACCCACCCAGGCCUUCGCGAAUCCGGCGGCCAAUGUGGUAAGAACAUGGGCGAGAUCCGGCUCUGCCGCCCGGGCAUUUGUGGCAGCGAGCCCUAUAUUGCGCCUGAAGUGCUGUUGAAGAAUGCAGACUACGACCCGCGAGCCUUGGACGUGUGGAGCGCGGCCAUUGUUAUGAUCUACAUGACUUUUGGCGGUGCCAUUUGGUCCAGGGCUGAAGCCGGCAACCUGCACUACGACAAGCUAGUGACGGGCUGGAAUAAGUGGAACAAGAAGCACGAGGAAGAAAAAGACGCUGUCAUCACGGACACGGACUAUCCCAACUGCUACGCUCUCGAUGUCGGCGUUAACCCUCCGGCCCUGCGACGCAUUCUGCUGCAGAUGCUCAACCCUAAUCCCAACAGCCGUAUCAGCGUCUACGAGGUCAUCACCAAUCGAUGGGUCAAGAAUAUCGAGUGCUGCCAACUCGAGUCGUACGAUGAUCCCAAGGUUGUGAUCGAUGUGACCAAGAAGGAUUACGGCGGCAAGGGCGGGAGCAAGAUCUUCUGUCAUAACCAUCUUCCACCAAAGUCUCACGGCUCUCACUCGUUGGGCAAGAUGCCUGGCCAACCUGGCUACUAA
Molecule: messenger RNA, 2334 nt
Organism: Trichoderma breve
Lineage: Eukaryota; Fungi; Ascomycota; Sordariomycetes; Hypocreales; Hypocreaceae
Product: protein kinase domain-containing protein
Exons: 4
Coding region: 1-2334 (777 amino acids)
Biological process (GO): intracellular monoatomic cation homeostasis; protein phosphorylation; intracellular signal transduction
Molecular function (GO): ATP binding; protein serine/threonine kinase activity
Source: RefSeq, a predicted model, not a curated record